UGUCGCGUCACGUCUCGUCGGCAGCGAGACGUCGAUCGUCGCAACGUAUAUGUGUACAAUACGUCAGUGCACCGACGGUGAUAAGCGCGCGGAGGAGGCGUGUUUGUGCGGAAAGAGCGUCGUUGGGCGGCGAAGGGACGCGCGGGCGACAAUCGCAGAUUCCGCGGCUAAAUGCGCCGUGUCGCGCGAUUCCGCAACGCGGAGGCUGCGAUUACUUGAAAGAGGAUAACCUCUCGGCGGAUCCCGGAUCGCGGUGGCAAAAUCACAAUCGCCACGUACAAAAACGAGCCGAGACGGUAAUUUCUCCGAUCAUGGCGUGUCUGUUGCUGAAUCAGGAGAACGUGCGAGUGAAAAUACCGUCCUUCGAGACAACGGACGGGGUCACGUAUUACUGCAUCGAGGUUGGAAUCGCGUCGAUCAAAUGGACCGUGAAGCACAGAUACAACGAUUUCGCGGAAUUGCACGAGAAACUGGUCUCCGAACAUUGCGUGGAAAAGGACAUUUUACCGCCAAAGAAACUCAUCGGCAACAAGUGCGAGGCUUUUGUGGAGAAACGCAGACAAAAUCUCGAGAUAUAUCUGAAUAUCGUUUACAAUUACCUGAAGAAAGCGAUGCCCAGAGAACUGGCUGUGUUCCUCGAUCUUCACGUAUACGACAUAUACUUUUUGCUGCAGAGCAUGGCUCUGGAAUUUUUUAUUAGCGGCGAAGCUCUGCUACAGACUUCUACCAGCUACAAGUUCAACCCUAUACAGUUGCACGCGAUCAGCGAGAGAUUGAAGCAACCGUGUCCGCUGAUGGAAGUCGUGGAUAAAAAAUACGACUUUAGUCACGUUCUCGACUUCAAUUCUCAUCUAACUAGUCUCACGAUUGAGGGUAGUUCGGAACCCUACAGAACCAGCAAUAUUUACACCUCCACGUUGCCCAUCGAACUGUCCACUUUUAAGAACGUGCAAAAUUUAAUGAUCGAUCGAUAUCCCGUGGACAAAAUCUACAACAUGGGAAAUCUACGGGACACCGUAACGACGUUGAAGGUGACAAACACCAAGCUCAGAAGCAUCGUGGAGUUGGCUAUGUGCGAGGAAGUUCACAAGAUCAUCGAGAACGCGAACGAUUCUCACGUGUGGAUGAAAGUCACGCAUCUGGACCUAAGCGACAAUCGCAUCGAAGUUAUCGACGAGGCGAUCAAGCUGCUGCCGCAGAUCGAGUGCCUCACGUUGAACAACAAUCACUUGUCCGAGAUCUCGAAUGUGACGUUACUGCCGAGAUUGUCGCAGCUGUAUUUAGCGUCCAACAAUUUCGCCAGUUUACCGGACGAUCUUCACACUCGGCUCGGAUACAUCGUGUACAUCGACCUGUCGCAAAACAAAUUGACCUCGCUCGCCAGUUUCUCCAAGUUGUACUCGUUGGAGGGACUGGACGUAAGCUGCAAUCGCAUCGAGAGGAUCGAGGAGGUGAAACACAUCGGUCACCUGCCUUGUUUGGAGAAUCUGAGACUCACGGGCAAUCCGGUCUCCACGAUAGUGGACUACCGAGUCAAGGUGUUGGAGCCGUUCGGCAAACGUGCCGCGGAAAUCUGUUUGGAUAACGAGAAACCGAAUCAAAAGGAACUCGAUACCGUGUCGGUUCACCAGGCGUUGCGCAUCGCGAGAGAAGGUAAAUCGCCCACCUUCACCGCGUCGGACGCUCCUCUGUUCUCCGCUGAAGUUCCGAGUAUAUAAAAAAAAAAAAAAAAAAUUCAGUUGCGAUUUUCCUUUUUAUCGCGAUGACCAAAUUUUGCGAUGAAUAUUUAGAUACGAAAAAUAAUUAAUUAAAUACGCGAAGAAAUACGUUUUUAUACGAUAUGUAAAUUUUAUCGAUUUACGAGACUGAAUCUGUUCUCUUAACGGAAUUGUAGUGUUUUUGGUCUUGUGUUUUGUCGUUCGCCGAUCGGUUUGGUGCAAUACAAAAUUUUUUUUAUUGCCGUUGCGAGAAACCAAAUACACACGUAGAACAAAGUAGUGCGCUUUGUCGUAAUUUCUCUAGUUAAGUCCCAGAGAUAAAACGCACCGAAGUUUUUUAAUCAAAACUCUUUAGAUCCAUGACAAAAUUGUAAAAACGUGAUAUCGCAAUCGGAACGAAUUCACCGGGAAUGUCGCUAUACUCGAUACAUGUAAUUUAUAUGUUAAUGAAAUUACACACGUAACGUGCAUCUUUUUUUUCGAUCGCAAUUCGUAACAAUCGACAACUCCGUUUGUUAUGUAAAUUGCGCGGCGUAAAUUAAUUGAUUUUAUCCCGUUUCCCGUUUUACGCAAGACUUUUAUCUUUCUCGAUCGUUUAAAUAUUAUUUUAAAUCGUUUAAAAUUAUUUUAAGGUAUCUUGUUUAACUCGUCUUCUUCAUUUUUAAGAAAUAAUAUACAAGAACUCUGUGAAUCAGUUUUAUAAUAACUUAGUGUAAAAGAGAUUAUAUAUAUACAUAUAAAGAAACAUUAUUUUGUUAAUAAAGACAAGUAAAUCAAACAUUUCUGUGUAACUUGGAUUUUUCUGUAACUUGUUUUUGUCGUACGAAAUAUUGUUGUUUACAACUAAAUAAUAAUAAAUUAAAACAGAGGUCUCAAAUUACGAGCAAAGUAUAGAUCGAGGUAAAAUAUAUAUUCAUUUAGCAAUCUCAAUACAUAAGGUGUGUAUUUAAUUUAUUAUUAUUUAGUUUUAAACAACGAGCGAUUUCUCUAUUAUUGUUUAUACGCUGAUCGCGAAGAAAGCAUCGAUAAUAUUUCACAUGCCGAAUUGUCCCCACUUACCUUGCACGUUUUAGAAGGAAUAUAUAUAUGUUAACUUUCGUUUUUCUUUACAUUAUUAUUAACAAAAUACACAUUUAUUUUGUCAUCGACUUUUAUUUGAACUUGUGUUCGCAUUACCUUUAAGUAUUAUGCGUAUCUCGAAAAAAUAUUAAAAUAUUCAUAAAUAAUAUCAAUUAUGUAUAUAUAUAUAUAUAUAUAAUGCUCAUAUAUAUAUAUUUAUGUAUAUACUAAGCUUUCGUGUUAUAGUCUUUUAACGUACACCUAAACUAACACGUACACAUGUAAGUUAACCAUUACAAAUAAUCGUUUCUCUUUUUUUUUUUUUUUUGUUUUCGUUGAUUUGUAAUAGUUUUUUCGAUUUGAUAUCGCGGUGCACAAGUAAG
This is a messenger RNA of Pseudomyrmex gracilis, 3160 nucleotides long. RefSeq names its product nischarin. Gene Ontology annotation, cellular component: cytoplasm. The transcript is spliced from 3 exons. The record is from RefSeq and is a predicted model, not a curated record. Lineage: Eukaryota; Metazoa; Arthropoda; Insecta; Hymenoptera; Formicidae. Bases 312 to 1718 code for a protein of 468 amino acids. Gene Ontology annotation, molecular function: phosphatidylinositol binding; integrin binding; protein kinase binding.